GCCUCGCGCAUGCGCCCGGGGCCGCUGCUGCAGUGAUAGCUGAGGGGGGGCGGCCGCCAUCUUACCAGUCGGCGGAGGGGGCGAGGGUUGGACGCGGCGGCGGCUGCUUCUGCCGUCGGCGGGACCAGAUUGGAUAUAAACACCAUGGAAAAAGAAGACUAAGAAUUCAUCAUGAUUGGAGGCCUGUUCAUUUAUAAUCAUAAGGGAGAGGUUUUAAUCUCCCGGGUUUACAGGGAUGACAUUGGGCGGAAUGCAGUGGAUGCUUUCCGAGUCAAUGUCAUCCACGCACGACAACAAGUGCGUUCACCGGUCACCAACAUCGCUCGCACCAGUUUCUUCCAUGUCAAACGUUCCAAUAUCUGGCUGGCUGCCGUCACCAAGCAAAAUGUUAAUGCUGCGAUGGUCUUCGAGUUCCUCUACAAAAUGUGUGAUGUGAUGACUGCCUAUUUUGGAAAGAUCAGUGAAGAGAACAUCAAAAACAACUUUGUGCUCAUCUACGAGCUUCUGGAUGAAAUCCUGGACUUUGGUUACCCUCAGAACUCUGAAACAGGAGCCCUGAAAACAUUCAUCACCCAGCAAGGAAUCAAGAGCCAGACUAAGGAAGAGCAGUCUCAAAUUACCAGCCAGGUAACUGGCCAGAUUGGUUGGAGGCGCGAAGGGAUCAAAUACCGUCGCAAUGAACUCUUCCUGGAUGUUCUAGAGAGUGUGAACUUGCUAAUGUCACCACAAGGCCAGGUGUUGAGCGCCCAUGUCUCAGGACGAGUGGUUAUGAAAAGCUACCUAAGCGGCAUGCCCGAAUGUAAAUUUGGCAUGAACGACAAGAUCGUCAUUGAGAAACAAGGCAAGGGGACGGCAGACGAGACAGGGAAAAGUGGGAAGCAGUCCAUCGCCAUCGACGAUUGCACUUUUCACCAAUGUGUGAGGCUCAGCAAGUUUGACUCGGAGAGGAGUAUCAGCUUCAUACCACCAGAUGGAGAGUUUGAGCUCAUGAGGUACCGAACCACUAAAGACAUUAUCUUGCCGUUCCGGGUCAUCCCCCUGGUACGUGAGGUGGGACGCACCAAGCUGGAGGUGAAAGUGGUGAUCAAAUCUAACUUUAAGCCUUCCCUCUUGGCUCAGAAGAUAGAGGUGCGAAUCCCGACUCCUCUUAAUACUAGUGGUGUACAAGUCAUCUGCAUGAAAGGAAAAGCAAAAUACAAGGCCAGUGAGAAUGCCAUUGUCUGGAAAAUUAAAAGGAUGGCUGGAAUGAAAGAGUCUCAGAUCAGCGCAGAGAUAGAACUGCUUCCAACCAACGACAAGAAGAAAUGGGCUCGGCCACCCAUCUCUAUGAACUUUGAGGUUCCCUUCGCGCCUUCCGGGCUGAAGGUGCGCUACCUGAAAGUCUUUGAGCCAAAGCUGAACUACAGUGACCACGAUGUGAUCAAAUGGGUGAGGUACAUUGGCAGGAGCGGGAUCUACGAGACAAGAUGCUAGCCCCGUGCAGCAAGCUGGCUCGCUCUCACCCUUUGGUCUCGACGUUCAAGAGCAUUUCACUGGCCCCUCCUCCAUUCAGAGGCUGGAAGCUGGAAUCCUGCAGCUGCUCUUUGAAGGGUGGGGGGGGAGAAAAAAAGGGGACACCGGCACCUGCGUUGUUUCAGUUACUGUUGGAGAUGCAGCUGACAUCAGGUGGUUUUGAGAGUCGGGGCUCAUGUCUUGCUUCUGUCCCAGGAUGUAAAAGGGCCAGUCCAACACCACCCCCUUGUGGUCAUUCUAGGGAACAUCCACCGUGUGAUAACCCCCCCUUCUGUUGUUCACUACUUGCAUUAUUAUAUCCUAGUAUUUUUUGGAAAUCCUUGUGCAUAUGUAUCAGUAGACUUAGACAAGAAAUCAUAGACUGGACAACCCUUGAAUUAAUUCUGGCUCCUAUACUUGGCUCUUGCUGUUGUAAUUGUUGUUGUGCGGCAAAGGUGGGAAUAUUCCUCAUUGCUUUCUCCUACAGCUCGAGGAAGAUUUGUGACCAAAAAUGUCUGAGGGUUAUUAUCAUGGAUGGUGAGAAUAGCAAAGAAUUUCAUAGCCUCAAAGGGCAACUUCCUUGGAGCACUGAGGAUAGCUGACAAAGCCAGUACCUUUUCUCCCUUAAAACACAAUCCCUCCCAAAAAAUCUGGCACACAACUGAGGAGAGACUGAUUUGAUCAGUAAUAUCCAAAGGAUUUGUCCUUUGAUUAAGAAUUGGCCAGCGAUCUUUCCUCUUCCUUUCCUCCUUUCUCCUCCCAUCUUUCUUUUGCCCAAUCAGCUGAUGCGUUCUUCUACUAAAAGCUUUUGGGUCAAUGGAAAUGCUGCUGCAACCCACAAUCCUCUGCUUCAGGUAGUGUGGUCUCCCAUUUUGUACACGUGUGAUUGUCCAGUUAUAAAUACAAUAAAGUAUAUAGAACCAA
This is a messenger RNA of Pantherophis guttatus, 2415 nucleotides long. RefSeq names its product adaptor related protein complex 2 subunit mu 1 (gene AP2M1). The record is from RefSeq and is a predicted model, not a curated record. NCBI's taxonomy places the organism in Eukaryota, Metazoa, Chordata, Lepidosauria, Squamata, Colubridae. Gene Ontology annotation, cellular component: clathrin adaptor complex. Gene Ontology annotation, biological process: intracellular protein transport; vesicle-mediated transport.